Molecule: messenger RNA, 2693 nt
Organism: Stomoxys calcitrans (stable fly)
Lineage: Eukaryota; Metazoa; Arthropoda; Insecta; Diptera; Muscidae
Exons: 2
Coding region: 991-2127 (378 amino acids)
Biological process (GO): DNA integration
Molecular function (GO): nucleic acid binding
Source: RefSeq, a predicted model, not a curated record
UCAUCCUUUGUUGAAAAUUUACAACAUGUAUCAGACAUACAAAUUAAAAGAUGGAUUCAAUUCUCGCCUCAAGCGUCAAUUCAAAUUCAUGGGUUUAGUGACGCCUCAGAGAAGGCGUAUUGUGCAGCGGUAUACAUCCGAGUUGUUCAUCCAGAUGGCGACAUUUAUUCAAACCUAUUAGUCUCCAAAACAAAAGUGGCGCCCUUAAAAAGAACCACGAUCCCUAAAUUAGAACUAUGUGGAGCAGACUUGCUAACGAAAUUAAUCAAAAGUAUAUCAAAUGACGUACAGAUAGAACACAAAUUAUUUCUUUGGACGGACUCAUCCAUUGUCCUUGGAUGGCUACAAAAGUCCCCACAGACAUUAAAGACCUUCGUGGCCAAUAGGAUUAGUGACAUAUUAAGCGUGGUAGAUAUAAGUCAGUGGAAUUACGUAAAAACUGACGAAAAUCCAGCUGAUCUUGGUUCACGAGGGUGCGCUCCUCUAGAUUUGUCGACAUGCCAACUUUGGUGGCAUGGGCCUUCGUGGCUGUCUCAACCGCACCAGCACUGGCCAAAACCACGAACAUUUGAGCCUACAGAUCUCGAAGCGAAACGAGUCUGCAGUUAUCACACCUCAGAAAACGCAGAAGAAAUUAUUUCCAGGUUCUCAUCAUUCAAUCGAUGUCUUAGAGUUAUAUGCUAUAUCUUCAGAUUUUACCAGUCAUCGAAAAGGAAAGAAACAUUUUCAAGUACACUCUUACGGCACGACGAGAUUGAUUUCGUGAAACGUCGUCUAAUCCACUUAUCACAAAAAGUCGCGUUUCCAAGAGAACUUGAAGCUCUGUGCGAGAAAAAGCCAAUUAGCAAGAAAAGCAAAAUUCUCGCGAUUAAUCCAGUUAUCGACGAUACCGGUCUAUUGAGAGUAGGCGGCAGGCUAACGAAUUGUGGUCUUAGCUAUGAAGAAAUUCAUCCAAUCAUUCUACCUGAAAAAUCGAAAUUGGCUGAACUUAUGAUAAAAUUCACCCAUCGUAUCCUUUUGCACGCUGAGCAUCACACCAUGCUCCGAGCAAUUCGCCAAGGCUUUUAUAUCCCUCGAGUUAAAAAUAUUAUCCGCCAAUGUAUUCGUAAUUGUAAACCAUGUACUAUCGUCAAGCAUCGUUUCCAAAAUCAGAUAAUGGCAUCGCUUCCACCUGAGCGCGUCCAAUUCUCCUUGCCUUUUACGUUUACCGGUGUCGAUUUUGCGGGACCUUUCAAUAUUCGAGCAUCGAAAGUCCGAAAUUCAAAAACGUUGAAAGGAUAUGCAGCCGUAUUUGUGUGCUUCUCCACUAAGGCCGUCCACUUGGAGACUUGCUCGGAAUUAUCCUCCGAAGCAUUUAUCGCGACGUUUUCCCGCUUUACCGGAAGGCGAGGUCUUCCAAAGACAAUUUUUUCCGACAAUGGAAGGAACUUUGUCGGUGCAAGCUAUAAGCUUCUAAAAGAACACCAUGAAUUCUUAAAAUCUGCCGAACAAUCUCUGGUUGAAAAGUAUGCUACUCAUGGUUUUAACUGGUCCUUCAUUCCACCCUACGCACCGCACAUGGGCGGAUUAUGGGAAGCGGCCGUUAAAAGCAUGAAAACCCAUUUAAAAAAAGUUGCCGCUUCUCAUACACUAACAUUCGAGGAACUUACAACACUUUUGAUAAUGGUCGAAUCAAUAUUAAACUCCCGUCCCUUAUCGCCUAUAUCCGGAAAUCCUAAUGAGCUAAACCCAUUAACUCCGGGCCACUUUCUUCGCGGUGCACCAAUUAUCGUCGAGCCCUCUCAAAACAUUGCACAAGACAACAUUUCACUGUUAAAUCGUUGGGAACGGCUAAAGGCACUGCAACAAAUUUUCGCGCGACGAUGGAAGACGGAGUAUAUUACUGAAUUACAACGUCGCAUUAAAUGGAAAACCACAAAAAAUAAUAUUAAAAUCAAUGAUUUUGUUGUGAUUAAAGACGAGUUACUACCCCCUACCGACUGGAGGCUUGGAAGAGUCACAAAAGUUCACUAUGGCUCCGACAACAACGUCAGAGUAGCCGAAAUAUUGACACAAAGUGGAACCAUCACUCGACCAAUCGUUAAGCUAUGUGUUUUACCGACUCAAAACACUACGCCAACUGAAUGAUCACUUAUAAUAUACCAUUUAUUCACUUGUAUAUGCUCCUUUCUAUUCUUUACUUUCAGAUCGUCAAUGCCAGUCGCUACCAUUACCUAGUGCAGUGAAUACCCACGACACUGUUGAUUUGAAGGAGUGGCCUCACUUUGAGGCGGGAAUAUGUUGAAGCGAGUUCAACAAGUUUGUAGUAUAAACCUUCCUUGACUUACCACAGAAUGCCCGCUCACGAAGAGCACUAAUGGAUACGUUUCAAAAAUUACAUUUAAGCUAUCUCAUUCUCAAACAUUCACUCAUUUCUCAAUUACUCAAUACUAUUGCACUCCUCUAGUUAUUACAUUAUCGUUCUAAUUGGUUUUUUUUACAACAUCUCCCUGAGCAUUAAUUUGUUUCACAUAAGAACCGUUGUAAGAAACUUGGAGUCUACCCUGAAUUCAAAGGAAAGUGUGCAACCAGUCAAGUGUAUCGCUUUGAAAAGCUUCAGCUACAAGGUCAACUCCGUAGUAUUACGACAACUCCCGUGCCUCAUAGUGGAGUUAAGCGAUCCUCUGAUCUCAUUAGCAGAAUCCUGAUUCUGC